Molecule: messenger RNA, 1770 nt
Organism: Pichia kudriavzevii
Lineage: Eukaryota; Fungi; Ascomycota; Pichiomycetes; Pichiales; Pichiaceae
Exons: 1
Coding region: 1-1770 (589 amino acids)
Source: RefSeq, a predicted model, not a curated record
AUGCGUGGAAACAGGGGACGUUAUAACAACCAACGAAAUAGAAGAGACUAUGGAAGAAGAAGUGGACAGGAUGCGCAAAAUUUAAGGCAUCUUCAACAUUAUACAUUACGAGAUCAGUAUUAUUAUGACUAUGAUUAUAAUUACAGCCACUACAAUAGCAACACGCAUAAUUAUCAUUGGCAAGAAGAUAGUGUUUAUGCAAAUGGUGCUGAUAUUUACCCAGGGAAUGAACCAUAUGCUCAAAGAAGGAAAAGGCCAUACGUUGAAGACGUGCAGCACACAAAGAGAAUUCGUUCUGACGCUUUGCAGCAGAACAAUAAGUCUCAAAGAGAUGGAGAAGCUAAAACUGAGGAAGUGGAAAAUGUGAAGAGUACCGAGCAAGGUCAUAUAAAUGAGAAUAAGACGGAUAAUGAAGGGAAAGGUUCAUCAAUUACUUCUAAAAUUUAUCAGGGAUUUCAGAGCAUAAAGAGCCUCUUAUUGAUGGGCAAUAGUGGGAUCCUUAAGGAGAAUCAUUCUCUCCCCAAACCGGACGUUGUGAGUGGCACCACAAAGGAAAUAAAUGAAGAUGAAAAGACACGUUUGAUUGAACUUCCUGAUAAAGUGAGGAAGUUAUUCUCCAAUUCACAGUUGAUCUUCCGAUAUGACACAUCAAUUCACAACGAAACUACCAUCACCGAUCCAGGCUACAAAUCAUUUAGCGAGCUGAACAUUUUUAUGUUUGACCAUACAAUGGUUUCCACUGUAUUUCCAAACUCAGAAUUAUACACACAACAAUCGUUAGAUAGGAUUACAACCUAUAGCAGUACCGGCUUGAAUUGGUAUACUGACAUUGUCCCCAAGUUUGAAUUGCUAUCUGCAUCGAAACCAAAUUUGUUUGAGGAUAUCAGUCUACAUUACAACUGGACAUACACUUUACUGAAGUUAGUUGAAAACGCAAGCUAUAGUCAGGCGCAGGGAAACAUACUUAUAAUAACCAGACCUAUCGAUAUUAGAGCUUUAAAUGAGGAUUUAAGGAAACUAAAGGAUAAAAAGGUGGAAUUUCAAUACAUUCUUGAUUUUACAAAAUCUAGAGUGGCAUACGAAAAUACAAUGCUCACUCUUCUCGAUGAGAUUUAUAAUCACAGAUAUGAAUGGUGUGAAUCUGUUCAAAGUGUGACACUUUUCACCCAUUUAAUUGACGAUAAUACAAACACAUCAAAAAAACUUAAUUCCAAAACGAGUAAGGUGAGAAUAGGAAUAGUCACAACAGCAAAAAAAUGCUAUUAUAUUGACAACCCUGAAAAGGAACUGCAACUUGUUAAGAAAGCAUCAAAAGACACAAGGGUAAAGUUAUCAAUCUCUUCAACAGGGGGCUGUUUUAGAAUUAUUUAUCCAGACAUGAUCAAAUUGGUUUCCUACUUGAAAUCAAAAGGAAACUUUCCUACUGCAGGUACAGACAACUAUCUUUUCAACUAUUCUGAAGUUGCAGUAACAUAUAAGAACAAACUACCGAACUUUCUGAUUGAUGAACUGAAUCUGUGCAACGCAUAUACUGGAUCGAUUUUGAACAUAGGAAAAAUUGAUAAAAUGUUAUACGUAGUCCAAUUUAUCAUGUCAACGGAGAACAACACGUGGGAGUACGAUUCGCCAGUUAUGAUAGUUGCCAGGAAUAAAUCCAUUCCGUUAUCGAAUGUUAAAGAUUUACUCAAACAAGUAGAUUGGACAUUGAGCGACUAUAAUGAGGGGUUCACCUUUAGGUUUCAGUCAAAGAAUAAAUUGAAGCUUUUCUGA